This is a messenger RNA of Oryzias latipes (Japanese medaka), 4744 nucleotides long. RefSeq names its product zinc finger protein 703. The record is from RefSeq and is a predicted model, not a curated record. Lineage: Eukaryota; Metazoa; Chordata; Actinopteri; Beloniformes; Adrianichthyidae. Gene Ontology annotation, biological process: negative regulation of DNA-templated transcription. Gene Ontology annotation, cellular component: nucleus.
CUUUUCUUCUUUCAUAUUUUAAUCAGAUCAGAGGUAUUUCUGUUAUCAAAGCUGCUGCACGUAGCCCCGCCCCCCUCCACUCACGGCUGCCCCCCAGCGGUCGGACUGCGGCUGCGCAGUGAACCUCGGUCAGUGCGCUCAGAACGCAGCAGCAGCUCGGACCGGAACGACGUCCCGACGCAGCUCCUUACCGAGCUCGGAUUUUCACUUUUUCCCGCCUGUGUGGACUUCUACUUUGGGUUUCGAACUCGCGCGCGGGCAUGAGGACGUCUCAGUAGCGCGAGCGGCGCCUUCCCUCCGUCCUCGCGGGACCUCUCGGGGCGUUCAGCGGGAAUAUACUGCGCGCAUCGCCGGGAGCCGCUUCCUCUCCGAUGAAAUACCCCCCCCCAGGGUCAGACCGAUUUAGUCCGCGGAUCGAGCUCAGUCAGGACUCCGAGAGGCGCCGUCCCGGUCCCGCGGGCCCCCCGCUGACCCCCUCGGACCCCCUCCGGCAGGCGAAGCGGCUUCCGAUCCGACUGAUCAAGAUGUUGACGGCGCACAGCGGACACUUGCUGCACCCGGAGUAUUUACAGCCGCUCACGUCCGCGCCCGUGAGCAUCGAGUUGGAUGCAAAGAAGAGUCCUCUGGCUCUGCUGGCUCAGACCUGCUCCCAGAUCGGGAAACCGGAUCCUCCGUGCUCCAAGCUCAGCUCCUCCUGCAGCCAGGGGGACAAGGAGUCCGCCAGCCGCUCGUCGGCCUCUGGCCUCAAACUGGGGGAGCACCGCCCCUCCCUGGACGAUAAAUCCAGCUUCAAGCCCUACAGCAAAGGCGGCGGCGAGUGUCGCAGUGUCGGCGGCAGCGAAAAAGCUGGUUUCAGGGUGACCAGCAGCAAUAACGCCACGACCAACGGGGGUUCUGGUCAGCCCCCGUGUCCGCCCCACGCGGCCUCCCCCGGCUGCAGGGGCGUAAGCACCCCCCCUGGACAGCAGCUUCACAAGCAGACUCACUCUCCUGCGGGCGCCGCCGGCUCCCAGGGUGGAGAUGCCGCACGCGAGCAGAGCAGUCCCGGCAGCCCGGGCAGCGGCGCCCCCCACCUAAAAAAGGACACCGAUGUCACCAAAGCAGCGUCGGACAGCCCGCAGCACGCCAACUCCAGCCACGCCCGCGCCAGCACCAACUGCAGCACCGGCAGCUCGGACGGUGGCUCCAACCCCGACAAGGCCGAGUCCGGUCAGCCCGGCCUCGGCGCCGGACACGCCACGCCCAUCUCCCCCUUCAAAUCCAGCCAGCAGCUCUUCCCACUGCCCCCCUCCACCAUGGGGUACCAGGGAGCCGUCAUGGGGGGGUACGCAGGCUACCAGUUCGCUCCGAGUUUGGACGCUUCCAAGUCGAGCCUGGGGGUGGGCGGCAUGGGCGGGAAACACCCCAACUCCAGCCCGCUGACAGGCGCCUCGCCCCCUUCCUUCAUGCAGGGCUUGUGCAGGGACCCUUACUGCCUAAGCUACCCCAGCAUGCCCCACCUCGGCGGCUGCAACUCCUGCAUCCACGACCCGUCUUCCACCCUCAAGAGCAGCUACCCCAUGGUGUACCCCUCCCACCCGCUCCACUCCCUCCACCAGGGCUCGCUGUCCUCCAGCGUGUCGUCUUCACUGUCCCACCCCCUCUACUCCUACGGCUUCAUGCUCCCCAACGACCCCCUGCCCCACGCCUGCAACUGGGUGUCCGCCGGGGGGCCGUGCGACAAGCGCUUCGCCACGUCGGACGAGCUCCUGGCCCACCUGCGGACCCACACGGCCCUGACGAUGGACAGCAAGCUGCUCUCCGUCUCCUCCUCUGGACCCGCCUCCUGCCACCUGCACCUCCCACACCAGAGCAGCUCAGGCUCCAUGCCUGGCUCUCUGUCCCUCAGGGGCCCCCCCAGCCUGGGCUUAGCUCGCUACCACCCCUACAGCAAAGUCCACCUCCCCUCCGGACACUCCCCCAUCUCCCUUCCGGGUCCGUACUACCCGCAUUACACCUUUUACAGCCAGAGACUGGGAUCUGCUUCGGCUCUGGGAUACCAGUGAGACUCCCCGUUCAGAGGAGCGCUUCCACGUAUGGGAUUUACGCCCCCCGGUUUGCUUUUCGGAAGAAGUCAGGGGUGUGAAAGGAUCGAUGACGCCCCACCCCCUCACCGCAAACACUAACAGGGACACUGCAGCUAGCUAGCUUUGCAUGAAGCGGAAGGAAGCGGGACUUGCUGCACACCAAAUUUCAGCUGGUGGAACCUCACGUCAUUUCCCCCAGAGCUCAGCCAUCGGAUCACCCGAUUUACGGGCAGAUUUUCACGGAUUUAGCUAAAGCCGCAAAUCAUUUAUUUGAUUGUGUCUCAUUGGACGGCGACUGUUGGCAAGAAGUUUUGACCAUCUGGUAUGACCAUAAAAACGUUUGCCCUUCUGUCUCAAAUAUGUCUCAGACCGUUCUCAGUUUAGUUUUUGUAAAAUAAAAAAAUUGAAACAAUUCACAAAAAUGUUCAAAUCCGGCGAAACUGAAUUGUGAUGAAGUGGAGGGAGAAAAAAUCAAACAUUUGGAAUUUCUCAGAUGUUUAGGGGAGACAUAUUUUUAAAUCUACACUGAGAGGUUUGUGUCACAUGUCUAAUGUGAUUCUAUGCUGCUUAUGUUAUUGCAAUCUGGCGUCUCCGACUUGCCGUAGAACUACCGACUAUGAAGACACGCCUUUCACCUUAUUUUUAAAACGUAAUAAAAUAGCCAAAUUAUUUUGCUGUUGUUGCUAUAACCAAACAAGCUUUUCACGCUACCACAUUCUUUUCCAUGUCGAUUAUUUGAAAAAAAAUACGGAUUCUAAAAAAAAUAAGAGAAAAAUAAAUAAACAAACACAUUUCUUUUUUUGUCCAUUUAUUUUUUUUACAGUCAAAAUGUUUUAUACCUGGCCCAAAAAUUGACAAAAAUCUGUCUGUUUAACCCGUCAACCCUGGAGUUUUCGCGUCCGUCUCCACUUUCUUUUCACCACCGUAACUCUUUAACCGUUCAUGCUAAUAACGUAAUCUCAGCGGAUUCUUACGCUGAUAUGCAACACAUUACAGUAGGGUGUUUACAUAAUCAGCAUAAAGCAGAUGGUUUUGUCGCGGAAUAGCGACACAGUAUGUCAAAGAUUAUGUGUUAUUAUGACGUCUCCGAUGACAUCUUAGAUGUUAAAGGGUUAAAAGCAGUUGAGGUUUUCGUGGUCCCUGUAGUCUGAUACUGGGGUCUAUGUAGCGUUGUAGACGAAAAACAUGUCGAUGAAGGUUCUCGUUUAUCCAGAUGACGUCUUUACGUUGAGUCAAAGCACAAGAAAGACGAUUUCUCGUCAAGAUGCUAUGACUCAACUUCUAGUAGACGACACGGUGGACUCACCGACAGAUAAUCAGAACCGAAUUUUAUUUUACCUCUCAAUAAGAUGAUAUUUAUCUCUAGAUUUAGAACUCUCUGAAAGGAAACAAACAAAUUUAACAAACUAUCCUGUACCACUGCAACAACCAAAGUUUGAAAUGUCGCUAACGUGAAGGACCCAAAAAUAAAUGGACCAGAAAAAGCAGAAAUGGUGACAAAAAUCAGUAAAAGUCUCGUAGAUAAAAAUGGUGAAGAGGCUAGCUUGACUAGCUAGUUUUCUUUUGUAGUCAGUUUAUUGUAGCUGUGUUGUGUUUCUAGGCGCUAUGAUCGGAAAAAGGUUGCUUCAAAUUUUGAAACUCUUCAAGAAAGUUGAUUUUAAUGUCCAGAUGCCAGGACUCAACAGUUUACACACCAACAGAGAUGAUCAAAAUGAAUUUUACUGGUUGAUGACAAGUGAAAUUUAUAUUUUCAUUAAAAACUUCAACUUAAAAAAAAAUAGUUUGUAAAAUCAUGAAGCGGCGACCACAGCCAAGCACCCUUGUAAUUACAAAAGUUUAAGCGACGGUUUUGAAUUCCAUUUCCUGUUGCUAACGUGAAGACCUCCCUGCACUGACCCAAGAAUAAACAGUUCGUAGCACAAACUUAAAAAAGCUGGAAUGGUGACAAAAAACGUUAAAAAUCUUGUAGUGAAGGCGCUAGCUCGGCUAACUAGUCGAUUUAUUGGGACUAAAUUUUGUUUGGUCAGAAAAAGAAAAGCAUCCUGCAUAUGUAGAUAUACAAACACUCUGUUAGCCUUCUGGUUAAAUGCCAAAUAACAUCUAAAAGUGUUGACCAUAAAUUUAAAAUGUCCUAAUUUCAGAUGGGAAAAAUGCAUCAACGGGGAUCUGAGCAAUAAAGAAAACUUACGAUAACCCGUCUCUACCACAGGACCAAUGAGCACAAUCCAAAAACUAUGAUUUGUGGCCUUUUUUCUGCUUCUGUGUUUUUGUUUUUUCUUCGUCUUCAUCGAGGUUUUGGGUCCGGCCCACGCCAUGCGCUCCACUGAAAACUGACGGCCGCGAGGUCAAAGUUCAAACUUGGCUUUGCAAAUGUCGAAUUAUUGCACCAGAAAAACAAAAGUCCUGCCUUGUUUCCCACAUGUUUGGUUCCUUUUUCUCCUGAAGUGUACUUAUUUGACUUCCAUCACGUCCUCCCAGGGGCAGACAAGCGCUGAAAACGUGUCUUAACACUUCUUCAAAGAUUGAAUGUUGGAAUCACAUCUUGCUCUUGGCUUUUUUUUUGUUAUUUUCUCCGCAGGUUGUCGAAGCGCAGAUGUGAUAUUUUUUGUAAUAUUGGGGCCGGUGACAGAGGGUGGUAGGGGUCAUAUUUUGGUAAAUAAAUCACACUGAAGAUGUGC